AUGUUACUUCGUGUUUCCUUACAUUUCAGGGGUACAGCUCUAGAGGACUACGGCCAUGUGAAUCGCCCUAAACCUGCUGCUGAGCGUUGGUAUGAUCCUUAUUGGGAGAAUGGACAUUGGGUGUUCAAUAGAGUUAAGAUGCAGUCUACUGAACACCCAUUGGGACACUUUUUGCAAAAAGGGAAAUCUACGAAGCAUCACGACUGCAAUCAAAUUUGUUUAGGCAUUUAUGAAACUUACGGUGAGGUUUGCGCUCAACGCUUCGUGACUCGCAAACAUAGAUGGCGUUAUGAGUAUAAACAAUUCCACAACAUGUGUUAUUUGGAAUACGAAAAUUGUAAAGAGUUAAAUAAACGUUGGUAUCCAAUUCAUAAAGGCAACUGCCCUGAGUUUAAGAAAAUGACAAAAAAUCCCACAGACCCGUCAAAGGCGGCGAAAAGAGUAACAAAAUGGAUGAAGCGGAUCAAUGGAAAACAAAUUGGAGCCGGAAUUGCGGAUUCGUAUGAGUAA
Molecule: messenger RNA, 510 nt
Organism: Pieris macdunnoughi
Lineage: Eukaryota; Metazoa; Arthropoda; Insecta; Lepidoptera; Pieridae
Source: the annotation of a GenBank genome assembly